UAUGUGAGGAAGAAGAAAGUGAAGAGAGGGAAGUAUUUUGGGUAUAUAUGAAGUGAGAAAUGAUUGUAAACAUAGUAUAUAUGUUUUGAAUGAUGUGGGAGAUCUAUUAGAAGUAGGGGAACUCAUUGAAGGAGUUUGGGAGAACAUUGGUUCAGAUUAAAAGGAUUAAGCUGGAACAAAACAAUGCAAGAACUUAGAUGGUGGAUAAGUCAAAACCAGGAAGAUUAUAAAAAAUAAAAACCACUUGCAUUGGUCAAAUUGUCAUAUUAUAGUAGAAACCCCUGCAUAACAACAACAACAAAAAAAAUACUUCCAGAUCCAGUCAGUGUUCAAUAAAGUACUGAUUCAGGAGUGGUAAAAUAAAAAUUAAAAAAUUAAAUGUGGUUCAUUGGCUCUAUUAAAAUGUAAGCUCCUUGAGGACAGAAACUUUGUUUAAUGAAUGUUUAUUGAUUAAUAAGCAAAUUAACUAAAAGAUGGAUUGGUCAGAAGCUUUAAAAUAUCUUAAGACCUAGUUGGGAACAGAAAGAAAAUAUAAACUUGAGAAAAAUAAAACGGUGAUCUUUUUUAGUAUGAAGCAAAGUUUGGGUAGAAGGGGAUCACAUGUAAGAAAAUCGAAGACAUUUGGUUGUUCUGUUUAGAUGAUGGCGAGACAACCUGAUACACAGAUCUUGGCUGUCUACCCUUCAUUGACUUUGGACAGUCAACUGAGAACAGAAGUGUGUUUGGGGGGAACUUUGGGGUGCCACAGGUAGGAGUCUUAAAAGAGCAUGUAAUCAUGCCCAAGAAGUGUUUUAACAAUGGAGAGACCAGUUAAACAGAUGAUAGAAAGGAAGAUCUUCCUCUCUGCCCUCUUGGUAAUUGUGCAAUGGGUCACAUUGUGCAGUCAUCCUGUAUUCUAGAAUGCCCGGGAGAGGUGGUGACUGGAGAGACCACCUCCUCCAGAACAGAGAGCAGUUGAUUAUUUAAAAAAAAAAAAAAAAAGUAGUAAUAUUGCUCCGACAGUGACCUGACCACUAAUUCAGAUCCACGAUCAAGAUCAUUGAGAUAGCAUUUCACUCCAGAUGAAUUCUGAGCCUAGUUCUUCACAAUCAGAUCGACUUGUAAAAGAUCUCACAUCAAAUGUUUCCUCAUCUCCCCCUAGUGAAGGAAGAGGUUCUAAAGGCUCAGCAGGCAGGAGUCAAUUAGAUGGCCCGGAGCACGACAUAGAAACAGCUCAUGGCGUGGUACAUGUCACCAUGCGAGGCUCACCAAAAGGGAACAGACCAGUUAUUCUUACUUAUCAUGACAUUGGCCUAAACCAUAAGUCCUGUUUUAAUGCAUUCUUUAACUUUGAAGACAUGCAAGAGAUCACCCAGCACUUUGCUGUAUGCCAUGUGGAUGCCCCAGGCCAGCAGGAAAGUGCACCCCCUUUCCCAACAGGGUACCAGUACCCUACCAUGGAUGAGCUGGCUGAAAUGCUACCUGCUGUCUUAACUCAUUUAAGCUUGAAAGGUAUCAUUGGAAUUGGAGUUGGAGCUGGUGCUUAUAUCCUCAGCAGGUUUGCUCUUAAUCAUCCAGAACUUGUGGAAGGCCUCAUGCUUAUCAAUGUUGACCCCUGUGCUAAAGGUUGGAUUGACUGGGCAGCUUCCAAGUUCUCAGGUUGGACAACUAACAUUGUAGACAUUAUUUUGGCUCACCACUUUGGACAGGAAGAAUUGCAAGCCAAUCUGGACCUGAUCCAAACAUAUCGACUCCACAUUGCUCAAGAUAUCAACCAAGAUAAUCUACAGCUGUUCCUGGGUUCAUAUAACAGUCGCAGAGAUCUGGAGAUUGAAAGGCCCAUACUGGGCAAUAAUGACAACAGAACAAAAACUCUGAAGUGUCCUACAUUACUGGUGGUAGGAGACAGCUCACCUGCAGUUGAAGCUGUGGUUGAAUGCAAUGCUCGCCUGGACCCUAUGAACACAACUCUACUAAAGAUGGCAGAUUGUGGAGGGUUACCCCAAGUGGUUCAGCCUGGGAAGCUGACGGAAGCCUUCAAAUACUUUGUGCAGGGAAUGGGCUAUAUCCCGUAUGUGCAGCUCAGCCACCUGAGCACCGAGUCAGUACCAGCAGCUAGUAUGACGCGGCUCCUUCGAUCACGCACCCACUCCACGUCCAGCAUAGGCUCUGGAGAAAGUGUCUACAGCCGGUCUCUCACCAGCACGCAGUCAGAUGGAACUCCAGGAGCCCUGGAGCCAGCCGAUGUCCUGGACAGGCCACAGACCAUGGAGGUGUCCUGCUAAGCAGAUACGCCUCUUCUGAACCCAUCCAAGUCCUCCCCCAACUGACUAGCCCCAUAAUAUAGCAUUUCAUCCAGCAAACUGGCAUUUACUGUCCUCACUCAUGCAUGGCCACUGUAACCUCAUUAGCCUGAAUUGAUGGUUCUUUUAGCCUUUUUUGUACCUCCCCAGUGACUCCCCCCCCCAAUGGUCACCGUGACAUUCCAGUCUUUAGCAGAUAUGUCCACGGCCUUCCCUGUGCUUUCUCAGCUAUUUAUCAGAUAAGAUUCUCUGAUCCUGGUUCUCUGUGUGUGUGUAUGUGUGCGCGUGCGUGUGUGUGCAUAGUUCUGUGAAUUUAGAAUCGCUUUCUUGUUAAGCUUCUGCAAAGGAAGAAAAGGGACUCGUUUUUUCCUCUCUGUUUUCAGUGGUGUUUUCAGAGGAGAAAACACAGAACCGACAUUGUUUGGCGGGCCGACGAGUUCUCUCGUGCUGUGUAGCUCUCAGUUCAGUUCGGUUGUCUCACAAGCUUAUUGGGAUUCAGAGUAGUGUCGAGGAAUGUAAAAGGUCACAGUUACUACUUGUACUUCUCUUCCUCAAGGAUAAAGGGAAACCCUCUUGCACAUAGAGGAAAGGGAGGCUGGCCUGGUGCUUCUGUUCAAGUGAAUCCACAUAUACUAUUUAUUCUACAUUCAAAUAAAAAGGGAGCGCAGUAUUCUCCGAGAGCCUGUGAGCAGUGGCAGUUCUGAUGCAGAGUGGAGCGGUUUUGUUAAAGCUGCGCAUAUGGUUUAAUUACCAGACUCUGUUGCUGCAGAAAUAUUGAAAGCUCUCACUCUACAGGGCCCAAAGAGGCAUGGAGACUCACUUGGCCCUCACCUGCUGCUGCAGGGCAGAAGGGACUGCUUUUCAAACAACUCCUAAGAAGCACUCCUCGAGAGAAUAUGGUCCAGCUCUUCCAAAACCGAGCGGGAAGCAGUUCUGUGGAUAAAGGGAGUUCUGUAGGCAUUAUUAUGGUACUCUAUAAUAUCACUGUGUUCGGUCAGACCUUAUGCAAGCUCCAUUUAAAAUGACAUUAAACACAGUUGUUUGAAAGAUCCUUUGCCUUGUGAACUCCCUUUCUGUGAGAGGGAAGGUACCUCCAAGGGGACAUCUCCACCCGGAUCUCCUGCGAAGGGAGCCCAAGUUCAGGGCUCUGGCUUGUCUUUCUUAGCCACAAACUCUGCCUAGCCGGCUCAGUGCUGAGUGGGGGUACAAGGGCUCUUGGGAGUAGAUUAACUUCAACUGCAUAAAUAGAAAAGAAGCCACUCCGCUAGAGUGUAAAUUUUUACAGAUUAUUAAUAAAGCUGUAUAUGUCUCAUUGUUA
Messenger RNA from Antechinus flavipes (yellow-footed antechinus), 3600 nucleotides. RefSeq names its product NDRG family member 3 (gene NDRG3). The record is from RefSeq and is a predicted model, not a curated record. Gene Ontology annotation, biological process: signal transduction. Gene Ontology annotation, cellular component: cytoplasm. Lineage: Eukaryota; Metazoa; Chordata; Mammalia; Dasyuromorphia; Dasyuridae. The transcript is spliced from 15 exons. The coding region runs from base 1062 to 2264 and encodes 400 amino acids.